GAAUUAAAUUAAAUUGUGGCGACAAUCAACAAACAACCGGAAGUAUCUAUUGUCCAUAGAACCACGAAAUUUGAGAGUUUAUUGACCUUAACGGCUUAACCACGCUGUCAUUUGCAGUUUUCAUUUGUAAAACGAUCUGUUUUACAGUUUAAAGCAUAAGAAGAACUGAAAUAAUAAAUCGGUGUAGAGGCAGUACGUAUUGUCGUAUUUAACAAACAAAGUAGCGAAAAAAGGUGCAGUAUUUGUUCAAAACAACGGAAACUGUAUCAUUUCUUGAAGUGGUUUGGUCUUCAUCGCGCGCUGAACUGCAAAAUAUUUGAAAUGCUUACGAAAUCAUUUAGAUAAAAAGCAAUUGCUGGACUCAAUUGUACAUUGUAACAUUGACAAUAUGUCAUCUUCACCCACACUUGAUGAGAAAACACCAUUGUUGACUAGUGAUGACCAUUGCCAUCAACAUGAUCAUGCCAAAGAACCAAAUAUUUCAGUUCAAAACCACAGAGAAAGUGUUUGUCGUCCAAGAAAUGAGACAGCAAGUUCUACUGUAGAUAACAUAGCUCCUUGUGCAAAAUAUGGCAAUGAAGAGGAUCUCACAAAGUCUGCAAUACAGAAUUCAAAGAGAGCAAAAAGAAAAUUAAUCAUUGCUUGUGUUUUGUGUUUGUUCUUUCUUGUUGGAGAAUUUGUUGGAGGUUACCUGGCCCACAGUUUGGCCAUCAUAACGGAUGCCGCUCAUCUUCUCUCAGAUUUUGCUAGUUUUCUCAUAUCACUGCUGGCAAUUUGGUUUGCUACGCGACCAUCCACUUCAAAGUUGUCUUAUGGUUGGCACAGAGCAGAGGUGAUGGGAGCAAUUUUAUCUGUGUUGAUCAUCUGGGUUUUGACUGGGAUACUUGUGUAUCAGGCCAUUGAAAGGAUUGUCAAUGGAGAACAUAAAAUUAAUGCAGAUAUCAUGCUUAUUGUUGCUGCUUGUGGUGUUGGAGUUAAUAUCCUCAUGGGUCUGGUGUUGGGGCACAGUCACUCUCAUGGGGGUGGAUCUUCUCACGGUUCUCAUGGUCACUCUCAUCGUAAGAGGACCAUCUCAAGUACCCCAAGUGUCAAAGAACAAGCGACGGAUGAGAAUGUAAAUGUUCGUGCUGCAUUUAUUCAUGUGAUUGGAGAUCUUUUCCAGAGUUUGGGAGUUCUCAUUGCUGCUUUUAUCAUUAAAUUCAAGCCAAGUUGGUCUAUUGCUGAUCCGAUCUGUACGUUCGUCUUUUCUGUAAUUGUCUUAUUUACUACAAUCACAGUGCUCAGAGAUGCCCUGCUUGUUUUGAUGGAAGGCACUCCAAAAGGUAUUGAUUUGGAUGAAAUCAAAGAGCGGAUUGGAAGAAUACAGGGAGUUAAAGCAAUCCAUGAUCUUCAUGUUUGGUCACUCACUGUUGGAACACCAGCUCUUUCAGCUCAUUUAGAUAUAGAGGAUGAAAGUGAAUCACAACGAAUUCUCUCUGAAGCAACACAGUUGGUUGAUGUUGUUUAUCAUAUUAGACAUUCAACAAUACAAAUUGAGAAAUAUGAUGAAAUGUGCAACCCUCAUAGUGACAUUGAUGUAUAGCAUCAUCAGAAAAAAACAUCAGAGGCUGAUUGUUCAAAAGCCGGUUAGUUUAACCCUGGGUUAAAGCAAAUCUUCACAUGAAUUUUUCUAAUUGCUUGUUUACAAAGUUUCUAAGGUUUUAAAACGAAAAGUGGUUCAGAAG
This is a messenger RNA of Dendronephthya gigantea, 1724 nucleotides long. RefSeq names its product zinc transporter 2-like. Gene Ontology annotation, cellular component: plasma membrane. The record is from RefSeq and is a predicted model, not a curated record. The transcript is spliced from 8 exons. The coding region runs from base 389 to 1582 and encodes 397 amino acids. Gene Ontology annotation, molecular function: zinc ion transmembrane transporter activity. NCBI's taxonomy places the organism in Eukaryota, Metazoa, Cnidaria, Anthozoa, Malacalcyonacea, Nephtheidae. Gene Ontology annotation, biological process: response to zinc ion; zinc ion transmembrane transport.